This is a messenger RNA of Aureobasidium namibiae CBS 147.97, 2442 nucleotides long. RefSeq lists its product as uncharacterized. The record is from RefSeq and is a predicted model, not a curated record. Lineage: Eukaryota; Fungi; Ascomycota; Dothideomycetes; Dothideales; Saccotheciaceae. Gene Ontology annotation, molecular function: protein binding. The transcript is spliced from 2 exons. Bases 1 to 2442 code for a protein of 813 amino acids.
AUGCCAUCACAUUAUUCGAACAAAGACGUCGACACCACGGAUGGCUCAUUGAGUCUGCUCGGCAAACUUCCCGAAGAGAUCCUGCAAGAGACUCUCCGAUACCUUGAUAAUCACAGCUUGGCCAACUUCUCCCAAACGUGUCAUUGGUCAUAUGACAAAGCAACCCCCUUAUUGUGGGAAGAUGUUGAGCUUGUAGACUGUCGCACAAACAACGACGCAGUACCUGAUGUGAGCGACGAGCAUGAUGAUACACCCAUCAUUCGAAAACUCCUUGUUCUGGCCAGUAAUCCAUGGAUCGCCUCACAUGUUCAUACCCUGACACAUCGCUGUCAUUUCCCCCCCCCUGCCAUAUUUUAUGAACUACCGAGGAUCAACUUCCAAGGCCGCACGCUGUCCCAUGAUAUACGCACUCUACAUCUGCUGGCCAAGGCUUGCCAGAAUCUAACCAGCAUACAUACGUUAAGAAUCAUUUUUGGCCACUGGAAUCUGACUCGCGGUCUUCUAACUGGACUGUUGGGUGAUCCAAAGGGCUCUAUCAUAAGACACCUCUGGCUUGAGAACUGUAGCAUUGCUGGCAUAUCACAAAAACUACUCCAAUCAUUCGACCUCCGGAAGCUGAAGAGUCUUCGAUUACGCCGUUUGCCUUUGCUAGCCAACGCCGGAAGAUUUGACUCACAAGAAGUCUACACGCGAGGUCCAUUCCCGGAUUGGCGAACCGGCAGAGCAUUCGAAACCAGACAGGAUGGCCGCGGUGGUGUGAUCAAUACGUCGACUGAGCUUUUUCGACAUCAAGAAGCCCUUAUAAGAAACUUGAUCAUAUACAAACAAUUGCCUGACCUUGGCGGGUUGAUUUCCUCCAUCCAACAGGGACUCUCCGAUGAAGAUCGGUCCCCAACGAACAGUGUGAAACAACUCUUGCAUAGUAACCAUCCAGACUGGGCACCAACCGACACGGAUCCAUUUCCUACAUUCAUGCACAUAUUAGAGCAUUCUGCGGCAUCUCUUACUUCGCUAAAUCUAGACUGGGUCUUGUUCAGGAGGACCGACCAACGCGCUUCCUCGGAGUCUGAGUUGAGUUUGCAAAGUAUGUUCAAGGGACUAUUCAAGCUACACUUUCCAUACCUUCGGGCUUUCCAAUUUCGAAACGCCGUCAUACCGGAAUCAGAACUGCCGCAGGGCGUCUAUCUUUUGGACACCUGUGAAGCGGCCCCGCUUACUCUGUUCGAUCCGGACAUGUGCGUCUCAUGGUUAGAGCGGCAUCCAAAACUUCAAUCACUAGCCUGGCCAGCUGAUCGCUUCUUCGGGCAAACAAAGAACACCACGCACGACCUCCAACAGCGUAUAGAUUUUGUCAUUUCUAGAUUGGCGCGUACGCUCGAAGAUCUUCGAGUCGAUACUGUCUACAGCAGGAGUGGUGAAUUCAAGACCGACGAUUCUGAUGAACCCUCCGAUCUGAGCCGUUGUCGAAGCCGCAGAAGGUUCAUCUCUGAAUUUGCGGCUCAUCUGCAAAGGCUUGAAAGUCUCAAGAUGGAGGGCGGCAUACCGCGCGAUGAGAAACGUGAAAUCAUCAGGGCCCUACAUCAGUCACCACUACAGAAGAUUGUCAUGAUAGGAGUCAACAGUCCGAUCGGUAACACUUGGGGCUUUGCUGGACGUGACAUUGGCUCCUUGGGGAUCAACGAGGACCCUAACGACCCUGAUGACUUCGGCUCUCUUGAAGAGGAAGACGUAGACGAGAUUGUUCGGCUGGGGACAACAAGACCAGAACCAGUCGGUUCCAGCGAAGUCUUUGAAGCGGAGUAUGGCUGGCCACCCGCUCCACCGUUCAUGCACACAUUGGCAUCUUAUCAUGCAGAUACUGUCACAGAGCUCAAAUUCUGCGGAUAUCGUGGAGCACCCCUUCUCUGGAACCCUACCCCGAUCACGCAUUAUAUGCUCGCACCUCUUCGACACUUCCAUAACUUGCGCCAUCUGAUUCUAUCGCUCUGGCUGCACACACUCUACGAAGAUGAUCACCGCGAUGAUGAAAUCCUCGAUUACUGGCUCAACACACGCUCUCCAACUAUCACGGCUCUCGUCGCUACAUCCACCGAACCACCUACAGGCUGGGCGGUAGAGCUAGCCUCGAAAUAUGAGCCCAGCGCCAUGGCAGCAAGAAUUGUCGCUCUCAUGGGUCCUUACGUUAGCGAAACAGCAAAAGCUCACCCUGGAGGCAUGCAUGUGAGAGCCAGCUUUUGCAUUGGCUCUUAUGGCGGUCUCUUCGAUUUCGACGUCAUCAUUGGCAAGAGCGCUGAUGGCAAAGAUGAGUUGAGGGAAUGGAAGGGUCCGAGGGAGGAAUUGCAUCCUGAAAGGAGAGCUGAGAAGUUGAGGAAUAGGCGAUGGUUCGGGCCGACCGUGAGGAGGGAUGUUGAUGGACAGAGGAGUAUGUCCAUUAGUUUGUGA